Protopolystoma xenopodis is the source of this 333-nucleotide messenger RNA. NCBI's taxonomy places the organism in Eukaryota, Metazoa, Platyhelminthes, Monogenea, Polystomatidea, Polystomatidae. The record is from the annotation of a GenBank genome assembly.
AUGGACCGACUGAAAACGAAUCGUUCUGCCCUAUCCAGGCUUCAAAUAGAUGAUAAUCAUGUGGAAUCUAUAGAAAAGGGGUCGGACAUGGAAAGAGCUACAAUGCAAUCUGCUAAAGCUCUUGGCACUCAAAAUAAGCGGUUUGGUCGAUUGUUUGGUUUCGAUUCUGAGUGCAAUCUUACCGAAAUGACUCGGCCCAACCCAGCAUGGCUAGUCCCACUUAAGCCAUCUGACACAGAACCAAUAUCCACUGAUGAGUUGAUUACCAAGUCAGUAAAGUUUUCUGAAAAAUUUAAAAUUCACCUAAGAAUGACCCUAAACAUGCGAUUCUAA